Messenger RNA from Gigantopelta aegis, 1032 nucleotides. Its product is annotated as piggyBac transposable element-derived protein 4-like. Bases 1 to 1032 code for a protein of 343 amino acids. The record is from RefSeq and is a predicted model, not a curated record. Lineage: Eukaryota; Metazoa; Mollusca; Gastropoda; Neomphalida; Peltospiridae. The transcript has 3 exons.
AUGUGUCCGUGGAAGGGUCAUCUGUCUUUCAAGGUGUACAGUCCUAACAAGCCAAACAAGCAUGGAAUAAAGCUGUACAUGGUGUGCAAGAGUGUAUCGGGAUACUGCAGCCAGAUGGACGUCUACACAGGAGCGCUCCACCAUCCAAAUCCUGUCGAAGAAGAGGAGGCCUAUGGAACAAAUUUCAAUGCUGUCAUGGGCCUCCUGCACUCCUGUGGAUUUCUGAACAAAGGUUAUAAGAUUUACUUGGACAAUUACUUUUCAAGUCCCAUACUGUUCGACCAUCUGGCUGCAGAGGACACUAUGGCUUGUGGGACUGUGAGGCUUUCGCGGGCCGAAAUGCCUCGCGCCUUGAAAGACAGAAAACUAGAAGCUGAUGGAGUGAUCUACCGCAGGCGGGGAAAUCUUUUGGCACUCAAAUGGAAGGAUAAGCGGGAAGUCUCAGUCUUGUCGAUGAUGCAUCAGGCUGAGAUUGGAUGCACAGCUCAGCGACGUAGUAGGUUGACACCGGUUGUCAAACCUAUUGCAGUCCUUGAGUACACCAGGUACAUGGGGGGUGUUGACAGAUCUGAUCAGAUGUCACAGUACUUCAGUGUGCUGAGGAAAACAAAUAAGUGGUGGAAGAAACUGACUCUUCAACUUCUUGCCAUAUUGGGUGCUAACACAUUCAUAUUGUGGCAGAAGUUUGGACGAGGCGGUUUCAGUCACCAUGACUUUGUUCUCUCCAUUGUCAAGAGUCUGAUCGAGUCUGCCAACACCGCACCUGUACCUGGUGCCAAGCGAGGGAGGAAGGCUGUUGGACCUGUUCCAGUCAGGCUGAAUCCCUCUGCUGGCCACUUCCCCUGUAGUAUCAAGCCUCAGCCUGGUGCAUCAAACAUGAAACCUCUUAGACGGUGUACAGUACACAAGGAGAGUGGUGAGCGAAAGGAGACGCGAUAUAUGUGUGAGGUGUGUAUGGAGCCCCUGUGUAUUGAACCCGGUUUUAAGAGGUUUUACACGCUACAAGACUACAGACUUCCUGCUGAAGAGUAA